GUCAAUCCUCUCUCCUGCAGGAUACCUUUGGACUUCAUCCCUGUGAUGAAAUCAGCUACAAGCAGUGAGUUAAUGUUUGACCAGGACCACACAAGUUGCACAAGGAAACCAUGUGCAAGACCUUCUCUUCCUCCUUAUUUGCUUUACAAGGAACCACUGCACCCCAGCUAAAAACGCCUCAGUGGGUGGAAGUAUGUCUGUGAGGACAUGCAUUGUCAGUCCAUGCCUGUAUCCUCUGGGCUGGAGCCAGGAGCAGGGAUUAGAUGAACUCCCAGGCAGACCUGUCUAGCAUGGUGGAGCUUCCUGGACUCUUCUGCACAUGGAUAAAAGGCUGUUGUCCUGUGUGCUUAUCUGGAGAUGGAAGGCAUUGAUCUCAAGGAUCGGUCUGUGAUCGAGCUGGGAGCUGGAACUGGAUUGCUGGGAAUAGUGGUCACGUUACUAGGUGCCCGUGUUACAAUCACAGACAGGGCGGCAGCACUGGAGUUACUGGAGUCAAAUGUGCAGGCGAAUUUACCCCCUGAACUACGUCCCAGAGCGGUGGUGAAGGAGCUGACAUGGGGAAAAGACCUGGAUAACUUCCCUCCAGGAGCAUUUGACUUCGUCCUGGGUGCAGACAUCGUUUAUCUGGAAGAAACAUUUGCAGAACUGCUUCAGACGCUGGAGCACCUGUGCUCAGAGCGAACGGUGAUUCUCCUCUCCUGCCGGAUCCGCUAUGAGCGGGAUCUCCAGUUCUUGAAGAUGCUGCGAGAGCGUUUCUCUGUAGCCGAGGUCCAUUAUGAUUCCAGUAAGGAUGUUCAUAUCUACAAAGCACAGAGGGGUAAUCGCAAGGAUGACUUUUGACUCUGCUUUGUUAAUAAGCCACUGAUGCUGUUCAAUUCUCCCCUGUGUUUUUACUCAAUACACUCUUCCUAAGCAUGAAGUUGCAGUUGUGUUAUUUCCCUGGCUUCUUGUUCUGCUGGUCUUGUCUGAUCACUGGGUCUUAUACAGCAAGGUUUGUACUUCCCUUCUGCAAAUCGAACCUCUGCUUCCUUUCU
Molecule: messenger RNA, 1034 nt
Organism: Sturnus vulgaris (Common starling)
Lineage: Eukaryota; Metazoa; Chordata; Aves; Passeriformes; Sturnidae
Source: RefSeq, a predicted model, not a curated record